Molecule: messenger RNA, 1296 nt
Organism: Peromyscus californicus insignis
Lineage: Eukaryota; Metazoa; Chordata; Mammalia; Rodentia; Cricetidae
Gene: Serpina4
Product: serpin family A member 4
Exons: 4
Coding region: 1-1296 (431 amino acids)
Biological process (GO): negative regulation of endopeptidase activity
Molecular function (GO): serine-type endopeptidase inhibitor activity
Source: RefSeq, a predicted model, not a curated record
AUGCAUCGCACUCAGCACCUGCCCCUUCUUCUGAUUGGACUCCUGCUGCUUCCUCACAGCCAGCCAGUCCAAGCAUCGGAGGACACAUCUAACCAAACCUAUAUAGAGUUCUCACCCAACCAAACCUAUACAGAGUUCUCACAGUCGAACAUCUCCAGCUACCAGAUUGCCUCCGGCAAUGCCGACUUUGCCUUCCGCCUCUACCACCUGAUAGCAUCCCAAAACUCUAGGCAGAACAUUUUCUUCUCCCCACUCAGCAUCUCCUUCGCCUUGGCCAUGCUGUCCACAGGGGCUGGUGGGGACACCCAGACUCAGAUCCUUGAAGGCCUGGGCUUUAACCUCACGAAGCUGUCAUUGCCCGAAAUCCAUGAGGGCUUCAGGUUGGUGCAGCACAGGCUAAGUCGUCCAUCCCCCGAGCUGAGCAUCAAGGUAGGCAAUGUGCUGAUCCUGAGCCAGGACCUGCAGCUCCUCUCCGACUUUAUCAGUGCCACCAAAGCCUCCUAUGACAGCAAAAUCUUACUCAGUAACUUCAGAGACACAGAGGCUACGACCCGGCUCAUCAACAACUAUGUCAAGGAGAAAACUCAUGGAAAGAUCAGGGAUUUGGUCAGUGGCCUGAGCCCUGACGAAAGGAUGGUUCUGGUGAAUUACAUCUUCUUCCAAGGUCUGUGGAAGAAACCCUUUCCAUCCUCAAAAGGCUUUGUCGGUGACUUCUACGUAGAUGAGAACACUGUCGUGAAGGUGCCCAUGAUGCUGCAAGAUGAUCAGCAGCACUGGUAUCUUGAUGACAGACAUGUGCCCUGCACGGUGCUGCGGAUGGAUUACAAAAAUGAUGCUGUGGCCUUUUUCAUCCUUCCUCAAAAGGGCAAGAUGAAGGAGGUGGAGCAGGUGCUAUCCCCAGACAUGCUAACAAGGUGGAACCACUUGCUUCAGAAGAGAUACUUUUACAGAAAGCUCUCACUGCAGUUCCCCAAAUUCUCCAUUUCAAAUUCCUACGCAUUGGAUGAGAUUUUGCCUGGCCUGGGCUUCCAGGACCUCUUCACCCAUCAUGCUGACUUCUCUCAUAUCAACCAAGAUGAGAAAUUGCAGUUAUCCAAAGUUUUCCAUAAGGCUGUCCUGGAUGUGAAUGAAGUUGGAACGGAGGCUGCAGCAUCCACUGGUAUCUCGGCCAUGUUUUUCUCUGCUAAGCCCAAGAAACGGGUCCUUGUAUUCAACCAGCCAUUCUUUGCAGUGAUCUAUUCCACCAGCACCCAAAAUAUCCUCUUCAUGGGGAAGGUGUUCAACCCCACAGCAUAG